AUGUUGGGGUCAAGAAUGUUAAAGGGCAAGAAUCCAGAAUCAGUCGCGGCCCAGAAGCCUCGCGAAGCCACCAUCCUGUGUCUCCCAGCCACUUCACGACCUCAGAGGACAUGCCUCCAAAAGGCGGCACGGGAGGUGGUCCUGCACGUGGCGGCGGCGGUGACCAGACCAACAAGCAGACGUCGGGCAGCGGCUGCAGUUGUGGCUGCAGCGGUAGUGCUGGCUGCGAGAAGGACGGAAGAGAGGAGGGAAGAGAAUGGGCGCAGAAGCAGGCAAGGCAACAAUCGUGACUUCAUGGAACCUGAUGUAUGUGUUAUCGUAGGACCCGAUGACAACCAUGACGAAGUUGUUAAUCCUGAUGAUGUUUUUGACAGUGGCUUAAUUUCAACUGAUGUCAACAGAGACGUAUAAUAUCCUGGGUGAAUCAUAUACGUUGGCAUUACAUGACUAACAUGCUCGCAAUGCUAUAUUUGAGAUUUGGUAUCGUGGGACAUCGUCAUGUGAAUGUCCAAGACGAUAUUUUUUAUUAUGUGAUAAAAUAUCCGAGAUGACGUGAAGAAAUAUGAUAAUCUCCAAAAUGAGUUUGAAAUGUCUGUGAUGGAGCCACACAUUCUGAUAAUCAGCAAGGUAUGCGGUUUAUCGUUAUUAUAUACUGAUUUUAUAUGACCAUUAUGACACAUCAAUGGUCGUGUUUUAUAUCAGCUAAUAAUAAACAUGAAUACAUUUAUACUUUAUCAAAAAUGAAAGCAGUUCAUGUGAUUUCUUUUGACUGUACCCGAUUUCUACAGGUUGCAUGAUGCUGAUUCUCGGAAGCUAAUAUCUAUAAGGUUAGAAUAGACUACAUACACUUGUGGGGUUUGCUUAAAGAAAACAAUCAGAAGGCAUCUGGCUCCAAAGAUUAAGAACAUCUCUAUAGACAAAAUUUCAUAAGGUAGUUGAGAGCAGAUAGCAUUAUUUUACCUAAUAAGGGGUAUUUAUAUAUUUUUAUUUUUCCUUUUAUGUAAACAGAAACAGUACAUAAAUUGUAGUUGACUGUUUAUAUAUUCAGUCAUGGCAGCAAAAACAGCAACCUUAUUGAUAGUGCUCAUAAAGAAAAGAAAAUAAGAAAACAAGGAAAAGAUAUGAUAAAACAAAAAACAAAAAAAAACAAAUAUUGACGUGUGCAAUAUAGUUCACAUGAGAAUGUGUUAGAUACUUUUCAACAAGAAAAUUGGCAUAUGAUCUUGUUAUUCAUGUUAUGUAUGAUACUUUUUAUAUACUUUGAUAUGUCAGUUUUAUUUUGUAAUAUGGAAUUAGGAUCUCAGACAUUUCAAAGUAAUAUUUCUUUGUAGACAUUUAAAAUUAGAAUUGUUAAACUUGUUGCACAGUACAUCAGAUAAUGGAAGCAUACAAGAGAAGAAAAUAAAUAAAUUUAUAGUAAGUA
This is a messenger RNA of Penaeus chinensis, 1423 nucleotides long. RefSeq lists its product as uncharacterized. The coding region runs from base 1 to 411 and encodes 136 amino acids. The transcript has 4 exons. The record is from RefSeq and is a predicted model, not a curated record. NCBI's taxonomy places the organism in Eukaryota, Metazoa, Arthropoda, Malacostraca, Decapoda, Penaeidae.